Molecule: messenger RNA, 2917 nt
Organism: Drosophila teissieri
Lineage: Eukaryota; Metazoa; Arthropoda; Insecta; Diptera; Drosophilidae
Gene: Top3beta
Product: DNA topoisomerase 3-beta
Exons: 5
Coding region: 197-2833 (878 amino acids)
Biological process (GO): DNA topological change
Cellular component (GO): nucleus
Molecular function (GO): DNA binding; DNA topoisomerase type I (single strand cut, ATP-independent) activity
Source: RefSeq, a predicted model, not a curated record
UAGCUGGAAAAUAAUGCCUGUGAAAUUGGUUAAAUAGAGUGGAUUAUACGUACAUAUAACGAGCAAAUCCAUACAUUACGCUGUGUGUGUGCGGCGCGCAAACCGGCGAUUCCCAUGCGAGUGAACGAGUGGGCAGGAGGAAGCGCUGCGAAAAAGUCAUCAAUUAUAUAGGCCAUUCGAUUCUGGGAUUUGGGCCAUGAAGAGCGUGCUGAUGGUGGCCGAGAAGCCCUCGCUGGCGGCAUCGCUGGCGGGGAUUCUCUCGAACGGACGCUGCACUGCCAAGCGGGGCACCGGUAACGGCUGUUCCACGCACGAGUGGACGGGAAACUUUCGAAACGAGGGCAGCGUCCACUUUCGAAUGACGUCCGUGUGCGGUCAUGUGAUGUCGCUGGACUUCAUCAGCAAAUACAACUCCUGGGACAAGGUGGAUCCCGUCGAGCUCUUUGGCUGUCCCACCGAGAAGAAGGAAACGAAUCCCAAGCAGCACAUGCGCACCUUUCUGGCUCACGAGGCGCGCGGCUGCGACUAUCUCGUCCUUUGGCUGGAUUGCGACAAGGAGGGCGAGAACAUCUGCUUCGAGGUGAUGGACGCCGUGCAGCAUGUCAUCCACAAUGUAUACAGCAAGCAGGUGACGUAUCGUGCCCACUUUUCGGCCAUCACGGAGAAGGAUAUCAAGGGAGCGAUGGAGACGCUGGGGCAUCCCAACGAGAACGAGGCCAAGUCGGUGGACGCUCGCCAGGAACUGGACCUGCGCAUUGGAUGCGCCUUUACCCGCUUCCAAACCAAGUUCUUUCAGGACCGAUACGGCGACCUGGACUCUUCGCUGAUCUCCUACGGUCCUUGCCAGACGCCCACACUUGGCUUCUGCGUGAAGCGGCACGACGACAUCCAGACCUUCAAGCCGGAGAGCUUCUGGCACCUGCAGCUCCUCGCCGGACAGCCGGAAUUCACGCUGGAGUGGGCGCGAGGUCGGGUCUUCAAGAAAGACAUCGCCAUCAUGCUGCUGGGUCGCGUCAAGGAGCACAAGGAGGCUACUGUGGAGAGCGUGGCCAGCAAGGAGGCCUUCAAGAGCAAACCACAGGCACUGAACACCGUGGAACUGAUGCGAAUCUGCAGCUCCGGACUGGGCAUCGGUCCGUUCCAGGCGAUGCAGAUAGCGGAGCGCCUGUACACACAGGGCUACAUCAGCUAUCCGCGAACGGAGACCAAUCAGUAUCCGACUAACUUCGAUCUGCCGGCUGUGCUGCACGUGCUGAAGCCAUCGGGGGAUUUUGGCGAGGAGGCGCGCUCCAUUCUGGGCGACAUGCAGACGCCGCGUAAGGGCAAGGAUGCUGGCGACCAUCCACCCAUCACGCCCAUGAAACUGGGCAACCGCAGUGACUUCGAUCGCGACACCUGGCGCGUCUACGAGUUCAUCUGCCGGCACUUCAUGGGCACGGUGUCGCGUGAUCUCAAGUACCGCGUGACGACGGCCAAGCUGCGCGUUGGUCUGGAGACGUUUAGUUGUACGGCCAAUGUGCUGAUCGAUGCCGGUUUCACCAAGGUGAUGACCUGGCAGGCCUUCGGCAGGGACGAACCGAUGCCGCCGUUCGUUCAGGGCACUCAGGUGGCCAUCAACGAUGUGCGUCUUACCGAAAGCCAGACGGGGCCGCCGGAUUAUCUCACCGAAUCGGAGCUGAUCACACUAAUGGAGCAGCACGGCAUCGGCACGGAUGCUUCCAUACCGGUGCACAUUAAUAACAUCUGCCAGCGCAACUAUGUGCACAUUGAAAACGGCCGCAAGCUGAUUCCAACGACGCUGGGCAUUGUGCUGGUCCACGGCUAUCAGAAGAUCGAUCCGGAACUCGUGCUGCCCACCAUGCGAACGGAGGUGGAGCGCAUGCUGACGCUGAUUGCCCAGGGUUCGGCAAAUUUUCAGGAUGUGCUGCGUCACGCCAUCAAGAUCUUUAAGCUGAAGUUUAUGUACUUUGUAAAGAACAUCGCCAACAUGGACUCACUGUUCGAGGUCUCCUUCUCGCCGCUGGCCGAGUCGGGCAAGGCGCACUCGCGCUGCGGCAAGUGUAGGCGCUACAUGAAGUACAUACAGACCAAACCGGCGAGGUUGCACUGCUCUCAUUGCGAUGAGACCUACGCCCUGCCCAUUGGCAAUGUGAAGGUGUAUCGCGAGUUCAAGUGCCCGCUGGAUGACUUCGAUCUGCUUGCCUUCUCCACCGGCGUCAAGGGGCGAUCGUAUCCGUUCUGCCCGUACUGCUACAACCAUCCGCCGUUCAGCGACAUGCCCCACUUGGGGGGCUGCAACACCUGCACGCACGCAACCUGCCCGCACUCGCUGAACACGCUGGGCAUCUCUGGUUGCGUGGAGUGCCCCACCGGCGUCCUGGUGCUUGACUGCACGUUGGCGCCCACCUGGAAGCUGGGCUGCAACCGCUGCGACGUGAUCAUCAACUGCUUCAAGGGAGCCACAAAGAUCACGGUGGAAGAGGCCAAGUGCCAGGAGUGUGGCGCCCAGCAGGUAAACGUGGUCUACAAGUCGGACAAGAGCAAGUUCAAGGAUGGUAGUGAGGAGAAGAGCGGCUGCAUCUUCUGCUCCACCGACUUCUCCCAUUUGGUUGAGAAGCAUCGGGCGGUGGCAUCCAGACCGGUUCGCAGUGGCGGUGGACCCCGUGGCGGCAAGGCUGGUCGUGGCGGUGGAGGUGUGGGCGGGCCGGCUGGUGGCGCCGGAGGAGCGGUUACGGCUGGCGGUGGGCCUGGUGCAGGGGGCGGGGGGCGUGGCGGGCGCGGCGGUCGGCCGCCCAAGGAUAAAAUGGCCCAGCUGGCGGCGUAUUUCGUUUGAGGACACUGAAUUGCAUUUAGAAGAACAAUAACUAAACAAGAAACAAAAAAACAGCCUAAUAAAAUCGAAAUUGUAUAAAGAAAA